CAAUAUACUUAUAUACUAAUGCAAAUUACCUGUGUAUAUUCUAGUAGCGUAUUCUAGGAUGAAGGAAGUACUUUUACCAUUUUCAGAUACAAAAAAAUUCAAUUCAUUGACCAACCUUGCCUUGAUCGUUCUCUUGGUCACUCAUUCCAGCAGCUGAAUACCAUUAAGUCCUAGGGGAACAUAGGGUAGAUUCAAAGAUCAGACCGGCAACAUUUCUUUAUCGAACAUCGGGGGUCGAAAACAUAAUGUUGACAAUAUCAUCAUGGGCAAGACCAGCCAUGCUAUUCGAAGGUCUGGUGUGCGCCUCAUAUCCAUGGGAUCCUCUCAUCGUGAUCUUCAAAUGGUCAUAUCCCAGCUUAAGAACGUGAAAAACACCUUUAAGGUGUUCUCUAAGGCGCAACGCGAGGCCCAUCUAGAUUUGGUGACAUGGAGUGCUUCUAUGGAGAAUCGAGCCAUCAAAGACACGCUGAUGCGAAUGGCAGAACUGACCUCAAUUUGGUGCGAUGAGAUCUGUGAAGCCUUUGCCGAUCAAAUCAAGGUGUUUCGUCUGGAGUUUGAGGCCAUACUAGAGGCUGAAAAGGUUUUGGAUCAAGCUAAAAUCAAUGUGGAGGAGGUGAAAAUGAAGGAGCAGAAGAUCUCAAAAGAGCUAAGGAAAAUGGAUCCCAACGUGAACAAUACCCGAGAUCAAGAGACCAAACUUCGGGUAGCCACUGAGCAAAGGUUGUUGGCUGAGAGAAACCUUGAAGACCAAGCCGAGGAAAUUGAAGUUACCAAGAUGAUACGGGUGAAGAAAGGAAUGCUGAAAUAUGCCGAGGCCCAUAAAACACUGGGAUCAAAAUGUGAGCUGAUCUUUUCCUCGGGACAUCGAGUGGCCUCUCAGAUCCCGGAUGUGGUAGGAGAAUCGAUCAAGAAUAUCAGAUAUACGGGUGGCAGUGUCACUUAUGAGAUUGUCAGAAGCUUGAAGGAGCAAUUUGGUUAUCCCGAGCAAUCCACUGCCAGACGAAGACGCAACCAUAGACGCAGCAGUGCGGGAGCAAUCAGUCAGGAACCACCCACAACGCCUUCAAAUGCCUCGGUUAAUGAAAGAACGUUGUCUCCUGUUACGCAUCCCGAAUUUAAUGACGAAGAUCCGCCCCCGUACUGGUCUUUGCAACCACAACAAGCAUCAAAUCCUUUCUUUGAAACCAAUCCUGUCGAGGGUGAACGUGAUUUUUCACCCAAUGCCCCACAAGAAUCGAAUCCAUCGAAUCCAAACUUAGGCUCGCAUGACAAUCCUCGUAACCGAGGACGUCGCCAUCAACGCCAAUUGUCCAUCGAGAGACUCCAUGUGACUAAUGGGAGAGACGAGGUCGCUGAAAAUCAGCCUUCACCAAGAAUGAUGCCUUUCUUAAAACGAUUGAGCUUGGGGAACAAGAAAUGACACUUUGAAUGAAGCCGAAACAAAUCAUAUCCCAUAAUGCAACGAUUCAAUUCAAUCACGAUUAUUUUUCCUGAAUUGCUUAUAUAUAGUUUUUACACAUUUACCUGAAUCGUGAACCAGACGACCUUGUAAAAGGAAUAGUAAUAAUAAUGACAAUCAGAACCAUGA
This is a messenger RNA of Tigriopus californicus, 1588 nucleotides long. RefSeq lists its product as uncharacterized. The transcript is spliced from 2 exons. The coding region runs from base 263 to 1420 and encodes 385 amino acids. Lineage: Eukaryota; Metazoa; Arthropoda; Copepoda; Harpacticoida; Harpacticidae. The record is from RefSeq and is a predicted model, not a curated record.